UCAACGUCUUUCAUGUUUCUAGUCCUCAUGGCUCCUGAGGUAAGUUUUCGUCUUGCAUCGCCAAAGGAAGCCUCCCGAGAGCUGCUUCUCCUGGUUCUCUCCCCAGGUUUACGGAAUGCGCCUCGCUGCUGGGACGUGAUCCAGCCCCUCCUCUGCGCCGUGUACAUGCCAAAGUGUGAGGAUGGGAAAGUGGAGCUGCCCAGCCAGACCCUGUGCCAAGCGACGCGGGGGCCCUGCACCAUUGUGGAGCGGGAGCGGGGCUGGCCCGACUUCCUCAGAUGCACCACGGAUCGUUUCCCCGAAGGGUGCCCGAACGAGGUGCAGAACAUCAAAUUCAACAGCUCGGGGCAAUGCGAGGCCCCGCUGGUGCAGACGGACAACCCCAAGAGCUGGUACGAGGACGUGGAAGGCUGUGGCAUCCAGUGUCAGAACCCCCUUUUCACGGAGAAGGAGCACCGCGAGAUGCACACCUACAUCGCCGCCUUCAGCUCCAUCACUAUUUUUUGCACCUUCUUCACCCUGGCCACCUUCGUAGCUGACUGGAAGAAUUCGAACCGUUACCCAGCUGUGAUCCUCUUCUACGUCAAUGCCUGCUUCUUCACGGGCAGCAUCGGCUGGCUGGCCCAGUUCAUGGAUGGCGCCCGCAGUGAGAUCGUCUGCCGUGCUGACGGGACCAUGCGCUUGGGGGAGCCCACCUCCAACGAGACACUUUCCUGCGUGAUCAUCUUUGUGAUUGUCUACUAUUCCUUGAUGUCUGGUGUGAUCUGGUUCGUCAUGCUGACUUAUGCCUGGCACACCUCCUUUAAGGCGCUAGGUACCACCUACCAGCCGCUGGUGGGCAAGACUUCCUACUUCCACCUGGUGACCUGGUCUAUUCCCUUUGUCCUCACAGUGGCCAUCUUGGCUGUUGCACAGGUGGACGGAGAUUCGGUUAGUGGCAUCUGCUUUGUAGGGUACAAAAACUACCACUAUCGAGCAGGAUUUGUUUUGGCCCCCAUCGGCCUGGUGUUAAUUAUUGGGGGCUAUUUCCUGAUCAGAGGAGUGAUGACUCUGUUCUCCAUCAAAAGCAAUCACCCAGGCCUCUUGAGCGAGAAAGCUGCCAGCAAGAUCAAUGAGACCAUGUUACGUCUUGGGAUUUUUGGCUUCCUGGCCUUUGGCUUUGUCUUCAUCACUUUUGGCUGCCACUUCUACGACUUCUUCAACCAGGCGGAGUGGGAACGGAGCUUCCGGGAGUAUGUGUUGUGCGAGGCCAACGUGACCAUCGCCACGCAGACCAACAAGCCGAUCCCAGACUGUGAGAUCAAGAACCGUCCCAGCCUGCUGGUGGAGAAGAUUAAUCUCUUUGCCAUGUUUGGGACGGGCAUUUCAAUGAGCACCUGGGUGUGGACCAAGGCUACUCUUCUCAUCUGGAAGCGCACCUGGUGCAGGCUGACCGGCCAGAGCAGCAACGAGCCCAAGCGGAUCAAGAAGAGCAAGAUGAUUGCCAAGGCCUUCUCCAGGCGGAAGGAGCUGCAGCACAACCCUGACCAGGAGCUCUCCUUCAGUUUGCGCACCGUCUCGCACGAGGGGCCUGUCGCUGGCCUGGUGUUUGAUAUCAACGAACCUUCGGGAGACGUGUCCUCCGCUUGGGCGCAACAUGUGACCAAGAUGGUAGCCAGGAGGGGAGCCAUCCUCUCUCAGGAUGUCUCUGUCACACCUGUAGCCACACCAGUGCCCCCCGAGGAAAGGGCCAGCCUGUGGCUGAUGGAGGCCGAGUUCUCCCCCCGGCGGGCAAAGAAACUGAGCCGGAAGAAAAAGAAGCGACGGAAGAAGAAGGAGAUUUGCCCCUCCGGGCCUGCAGCUGAGACCUGCCAGUCGGAUUACUUGGUGCCAGGAGGCACCAGCUCCAUCCCACGCCUGCCCCAGCUGCCCAAGACUAAAUGUUUUAUUGCCAGCCCGAGGCAAGCCCAGGCUCUGGAUGACGUCCUUUCGCCUCGAGCUCCCCCCGAAUGGAGACCCAGAGCCCCGCAGCCAGAGCACGCCCUUGUCAGACUGCCCCAGGAGCUGCCCGCGGCCAGCUGCAGGCAGAAUAACCCCCUGAAUCUCGUCAGCCACCCCUUUUGCCCGGAUCUUGGGGCCAUGGAGGAAGGAGGACCCGGAAGCAGCGCAUGGCGGUUCCCUGGACAGCAGCCGUCGCAUUUUCGGGGGGCCUCCCUCCAUCCUCCCCCCAGGAGUUCAGCUGCUUUGUUCGUUGGCAGUGAUGUCUACGGAAUACAGCCCCCUCCGGGCAGGUGGGGCGGGUUGCCCCCCAUCCAUUCCAGGACAAACCUCAUGGACCCCGAAUUGCUAGACAUUGACUCCGACUUCUAGAGCUGCGGAGGGGGCUUUCAGCAGCUUCGCUUGGUUGUAGAUCAGCCAUGGCGUGGUUGGUAGAGCCAUCCCCUCAGAACCAUCCUUGGGGUGCUGCUCCAUCAACUUCACGAAGAAGGAGAGAUGUUGUUUGAAGAUACUUUCCUUGGACACCUGAAUCCCUGCGUUCCUUUCCGCCUCUUCAUCUUGUGUGCCUCAGUGUGUCUAAGGUUCCUUUGCCCUUCCUAGAAGAGCAACAGGGCAAGGAGUGGGACUUUUCUUCCCGCUUUGGUGUGAACGAGAACCUCAAAGAACCUCUCUUGCUUCAAGAACAAGGAAGACUCUGCAGCACCCUCUGCAGAAGGUUCCCCUUGUCUCCAUUGCUUCUCAGGCCAUGUCCCCAAAUGGCUCUCAUAAGAACUUUGCUUGGAAGCAGAUCUGGAACUCGGUGGCUAUCAGAAGUAGGCUUGGCAGUGGGGGGAACCAAGGGGUUGGGGUGCUGGGCUUUGUAGAGUGAGAAGGAUCCAUUUGUGUAGAUUAGGAUUGGAAGGGGUCACCAGCCUGAACCACUAGAAGAACUAGGGAGAUGCAACGUAUUGUACCCAAAUGCAUAAGGGCCCAGCUAGACAUCAUCGCUUAUUGCUUUGGGUAUCUGCUGUACCUGUCACAAUACUGAGCAGAAAGUAGGGGAGAAAGGUUUAUAAAAAGGAGAUUUCUUGGAUAAGGCCUGGAUGGGAUGGAGCAAGUUCCACAUAGAUGGGUUUGGAGUUGAUUUGGGUGCCUUCUCAAGUAGCUGGGACUGUGCCUCAGGGUGCUGUGGCCUACCAGGGACUAUCCAGAUGUUAGACUAUGAUCGCCACCACCUUUGACUCUUCCUGAUGGAAGUUGGGAUCCAGCAUUAGCAUAUUCCCAUCUCUGGUUAAAAGUUCUUCCCAGAACUGUGUAGGACAUCCCAGUUUGAUGCUUCAAGAUAACUUCUCAGGUCUUCGUUUCACAGGGCAACUCUACAGCUAUGUGGAAUUCACUCUUCUGAGAAACUUUCUCUGGAGAUCACCUGGCCCAGCAUCUGAAAGCCUGGGCCCCUGGAGAACUCUGCUUCCCAUACACCAUGCUGUGCCUAUAGCUCCCAGUACAGCUUGAUGGGAUUUGUAGUCUUAACUUUCAUCCUUUCCAUUGUGGGACCCAGAUGGAAAUAGGAGUUAGAGUACGAAGUAAACAUAGGGGCUUUGUUCAAUGGAAGGGGCUGUAGCAACAUAUUAAAAUAUUUUCAGAUUUGUUACCGUUCUUUAAUAUACCUAUGUAUAACGCAGAGAGUUUUUGUUUGUUUUUAAUAGUGCCAAAGCCUAAAAAUGUAGUCUUCUCAAGUAAUAUGUUUCUUGGGGCUUGUACUUCCUCUGGAUCCCUUUGGAAACUUUUGCACGAGCUCCUGGCUGGAUUUGCACACGCUAUGCCAAGCCUCGAGCCCCGGAUAGGCAUCUGGGGCACAGGGGCGCCCACAAACACCUACUGGGAUUGCCCAG
Molecule: messenger RNA, 3848 nt
Organism: Python bivittatus (Burmese python)
Lineage: Eukaryota; Metazoa; Chordata; Lepidosauria; Squamata; Pythonidae
Source: RefSeq, a predicted model, not a curated record